Recurvomyces mirabilis is the source of this 921-nucleotide messenger RNA. It is a transcript of the gene BGL2, whose product is annotated as glycoside hydrolase 3 protein. NCBI's taxonomy places the organism in Eukaryota, Fungi, Ascomycota, Dothideomycetes, Mycosphaerellales, Teratosphaeriaceae. The transcript has a single exon. The record is from RefSeq and is a predicted model, not a curated record. Gene Ontology annotation, biological process: carbohydrate metabolic process; cell wall organization. The coding region runs from base 1 to 921 and encodes 306 amino acids. Gene Ontology annotation, molecular function: glucan endo-1,3-beta-D-glucosidase activity. Gene Ontology annotation, cellular component: extracellular region; cell surface; fungal-type cell wall.
AUGCGCACCACCACCCUGUUCGCGAGCAUCGCGCUCGCUGCAGCCUCCGUUAGCGCACAGUCUAGCAAAGGCAACUUAGGCUUUGCUCUCGGCACGAAAAAGCCUGACGGCAGCUGCAAGUACACCCAGGACUACGAAGACGACUUCUCCGCCAUCCAGGCCGCCUCUGGCUCCACGCUCGUCCGCGGCUAUGCCGCCAGCGACUGCAACUGCGCUCAGCAGAUCCUGCCCGCCGCUAAGAACAAGGGUUUCAAGGUCAUCUUGGGCGUAUGGCCCGAUGUCGAAGAAAGCUACAACGCCGACAAGCAGGCCUUGACCACCUAUGCUACCCAAUACCCCGAUCAGGUCUACGCCGUCACCGUCGGCAGCGAGACGCUCUACCGUGGUAAUUUCACCGGCGAGCAGUUGCUCGAGAAGAUCAACGACAUCAAGUCUGUCCUCCCCAACAUCAAGGUCGGCACAGCAGACAGCUGGAACAAGAUCGCCGAUGGUACGGCCGAUGCCGUGAUCAAAGGCGGUGUCGAUCUCAUCCUCGCCAACGCCUUUAGCUACUGGCAGGGCAAGGAAGUCGGCGCUGGCGCCACUUACACCUACUUCGACGAUGUCCAGCAAGCUCUCGGCCGCGUCCAGUCCAUCUCUGGUUCGCUCGACAAGAUCGAGUUCUGGAAUGGCGAGACCGGCUGGCCUACUGAUGGCGGCACUAACUACGGCCCUGCUACUGCUAGCACCCAGCUUGCAAGCGAGUUCUACAGCCAGGCGGUCUGUGGUCUGCUUGACUGGGGUGUCAAUGUCUUCUACUUCGAGGCCUUCGACGAGCCAUGGAAGCCAGUCAGCAUUGGUGACAACGGCAGCAAGCAGGAUGAGACGCACUGGGGUGCUAUGAAUGCGGACCGCAGCGCGAAGUUCUCGCUCAAGUGCUAG